AUGGCAGCACUCAGUGGCUCGUUCGAAUCUGAUCUCGAGACUUUGAAGACGGGGCUCGGCGCCUUUCUCGUGGGGGCUUUCAUUACCACCCUCGCCGUCGGGAUGGUCAUACAACAGACCCUCCGAUACUUUCGCCUGUACCCGAAAGACCCCCUGUACAUGAAAGCAUGGGUAAAUAUCUCCCUCCUCCUAUGUGUCAUGCGCUCCCUUCAGGAUGCAUACCACUCGUUGGCGUUUGCGCAGAUCGACUUAUUCCAGGAUAGCUACUAUCACUUAGUCACGCACUAUCUCGACCCGCUCGUAUUCCUGAAGAAGGCUGUCUGGACCUCUACGAUCAUACCAACCCUCGGACCUGUCAAUUAUGUUGUAUCGGAAAGCUUCUUUGCACGCCGCGUCUAUAUGUUGGGACGCUACCACCGGAUUAUCGCAAUAUUCGCUAUGACGUUGAUUGUAGCGUCUGUUGGCUUCUUCAUCCCUAUGACCGUCCAGGCUGCCACCACGACCACCGCCCAGGCGCAAUCUACCUUCGGCGGCUGGCAACCCACUGUGGGAAGUGCGCUUCUCGUAGCGGGAGAUCUGCAGCUCUCUGGCGUGCUGGUCUACUACCUAUAUAAGAAUCGCACCGGUGUACGGCGCACUAACUCUAUGGUGGACAUUCUCAUUGCAUACACCGUUAGCUCUGGAUCACUCAUCUGUGCGCUCAACAUCGUGAGCCUGAUCCUAGCAGUCCAUGAUCCCCACAAUGCCCUGUUCGUCCCUGCCUCGAUGGUCGUUCAAGCUGCAUAUACAAGCUCCUUCCUCGUAGCUCUCAACACGCGCCAGCUCGCGCGCGACGCCGGAAACAUGGACGACACGGAUAUAGGCGGACACAUGCAGCAUGCUGGCGAGAAAGGCCCCGCCAGCCCCGCCAAACGCGACGCUCUGGCAAUGACAUCGCUCGCGUUCGCGACGGGGCCGCUGCAGACGCAGUUGAGCGAGGUGGUGUUCCACAGGGAAGACGACAGUAGCGCGAGCAGCGACACGAAACAGGACGCCGGUGCGGAGCAAGGGGUGCACAAGCGUGGAACUUUCGGGACGGCCACGGUCUGA
Trametes versicolor FP-101664 SS1 is the source of this 1089-nucleotide messenger RNA. RefSeq lists its product as uncharacterized. The transcript is spliced from 20 exons. The record is from RefSeq and is a predicted model, not a curated record. The coding region runs from base 1 to 1089 and encodes 362 amino acids. Lineage: Eukaryota; Fungi; Basidiomycota; Agaricomycetes; Polyporales; Polyporaceae.